AUGUCAGAAAUACGGCAAAAUCUUUUAACAAUAAAAUCAUGUAAUCAAUUAACAAAUUCAAAUUUACCAAAUUAUGAAAAAUCACCAACUUCAAAAUUAUAUAAUAUAAAAUAUAAUCAACCAUUAAUAAAUGUUUUAAUGAUAAAAAAACCAUGGGAUUCAACAGUAAGAGAAGCAAUGAUUGAAUUAAUAAAUCAUUUACAUUUAAAUUAUCCUCAAAUUAAAGUAUUAGUUACAGAAGAUGUUGCAGAUGAAUUAAAUAAUGAAAAAACUACAUUAAAUCAAAUAUUAGAUAAACUGAUUGAUCAUAUUAUAUAUACUGGUAAAAAUAAAGAAAUUAUAAAUAAAGUUGAUUUAAUGAUUACAUUAGGUGGUGAUGGUACAAUUUUACGUGGUGUUUCAUUAUUUUCAAAUGUUAAAGUUCCUCCUGUAUUAUCUUUUGCAAUGGGUACCUUGGGGUUUUUAUUACCUUUUGAUUUUCAAAAUAAUAUGGAAUGUUUUAAAUCUGUAUAUGAAAAUAAAGCUUUAGCAUUACAUAGAAAUAGAUUAGAAUGUCAUGUUAUAAGAAAUGAUGAUGAAAAUGGAGGAGAUAGACAUCUUGAUGAACAGAAACAAAAUCACAACAACACUCCAGAAAAAAGAGAAAUGAUACAUGCAAUGAAUGAUGUAACGAUUCAUAGAGGUAGUUCUCCAAAUUUAACUUCAUUAGAUAUUUAUAUUGAUGGUGAAUUCUUUACAACUACAUACGCAGAUGGUGUAAUUUUUUCAACUCCCACAGGAUCAACUGCAUAUUCAUUAUCAGCAGGUGGAUCAAUAACUCAUCCUUCAGUUCCAUGUAUAUUAUUAACUCCCAUUUGUCCAAGAUCUUUAAGUUUUAGACCUUUAAUAUUACCAAGUACAUCAGAUAUAAUGAUAAAAUUAUCAAAAAAUAAUAGAAAUAAUUUUAUUGAAUUAACAAUUGAUGGAAUAAGUCAAGAUGAUUUACAUCCAGGUGAUGAAUUACAUAUAAAAUCAGAAACCAUAAUUUUAGCAAAUGAAAAAAUUAAACAACAAAAAUCAUUUAUUGAAAAAUUAAAAAAUAAUAAAGGAACAUAUAUUAAUAAUAUUGAAUAUAAUGAUCAAAAUGGUAUAUGGUGUGUUGCAAAUAAUGAAAAUCAAUGGGCAAAAGAUUUAAAUAGUUUAUUGGGUUUUAAUAGUUCAUUUAGAGAUCAAAAGGGAAAGAAACUGCAUUUAUAA
Lodderomyces pseudojiufengensis is the source of this 1236-nucleotide messenger RNA. It is a transcript of the gene POS5, whose product is annotated as NADH kinase. NCBI's taxonomy places the organism in Eukaryota, Fungi, Ascomycota, Pichiomycetes, Serinales, Debaryomycetaceae. The record is from RefSeq and is a predicted model, not a curated record. Gene Ontology annotation, biological process: NAD+ metabolic process; NADP+ biosynthetic process. The transcript has a single exon. Bases 1 to 1236 code for a protein of 411 amino acids. Gene Ontology annotation, molecular function: NAD+ kinase activity.